ACACGAUGCUCUUCUCACGCAUCCGCUGCCACUUCUGUGGCUCGAAGCAGCCGCAUAGCAGGGAUGUCGUCGAGUUCCAGUGCUCUCAUUGCGAGGCCAUGAACUUCCUCGACGGCAAGGGGAACAUCGUCGACACACCGCAGCGGGCAGCAUCGCCAUCCGCGCCCACGACAGACGCCAACCGAUCGUUCUUGUCCUUCACGAAGCCCCUUGCCGAGACUCUCGAGCACCAGCAGAAGCAGGCCUUUUGCCGGACUUGCACCCAGAACCAGCACUUGUACAAUCGAAUCUUGGCCGAGUACCUUCCAGAAGAUCUGGAAGAGAACAGUCGGGAAUACCGCAUGAAGAUGCGCGCGUUGCCGAAAUACAAGCUGGAGCUGGAGCAGAAAUACCCGCAGGUCUGCAAAAUGUGUGCCGCGAAUGCUCAGAGCGUCAUCAAUCGCGCCGACUACUAUGCCAUGUCGCAGAAUGCUGCGAAACUGGUGCAGGACACGCGAAGAAGGGGUGGUCACGCUGCGAGCCGGACUCGAGACAGCACCGAUAAGAAGGUCAUGCGCAAUUUGCUACGGCUGCUUGGAGCGGUGGUCCUCACUGCGUACAUGGUCCAGAUUGCCUUCCAUGUGUAUGGGAUACUGCACAUACUGCUUGGCGAGCCAGUCAAUGAGGCGGAGUCUAUUCUGGGUCCAAACCUGCGCCAAUGUGCUCAGCAGACCCUUCGCUUGAAGUUCAAUCUCCCCUGCUACAGUCUCUUCAGUUCGCUGAUACCCAUUACAAUCUCGGUCAGCACAGUCCUCAUUUGGUUUAAUCCGGGAUUGAAAGCCUGGUAUCAUCACACGCACCGAAUCGAGGCUGUGACUGGCCAACAGAUGUACUUCUACAUGCAGCUUAUCAUCUUGGCUGUCAGAGGCUGGUCGUGGUACAUUCUUGCGACUCCCGUUUCGACAGCCACAUUCGACAAAGAACAUGCCAUUGCUGUGCAUGGCUUUACCAUCCUGUUUAUGCUCAUCACACAAGCUAUGGCGAACAGGAACAUUCAGGCUGUGCCAUGGACGAUGAAAGGAAAGAUCAUGCCCAAGCCCAGCGAGCACGACAUUCUCGGGGUAUCUGCAGGCCCGGCGUCGGAGCACUACACGCCCAAACCGUCGUCCAAGGAUCCGUGGAGAUAUCUUCGAAGGGAGGAAAACGAACCUUUGGAUAUCAACGGCUUGGCACCUCAAGUCAAACAGCCUGUGCUGAGAUCAACGACAAAUUACCUCACGAAGCAGCCAUCACCUGAAUUCUCAGACUAUGGCGAUGACGAUGCGAUGGAAAUCGACGAUAAGCCAGUCAUGCGCUCAUCACAACGAUUGCUCGAUAGCAGACCCAACUUGCAGCCACGACAUACAUAUAUGAAUCACACCAAUGCGGCACCUCUUGGGUUCGGCGACGUUCGGAACCAACUCUCGGGCAUCUCUUCACACAUGCAACGAGAGGAGGAACGACAACGUCAAGAACAAGCGCAAAAGCUUCAUUACCAGCCAGCACAAAGACAAAGUCCCUUCUACGGCAAUCUACCCCCAGCACCCAUGAGCAUGGAACGCAGGUUACGGAAUCCAGUCUUCAGACCUGCGGUUCCAGAACAAAUACCAUUGAGUCAACAGAAGGACUUCAUGGCACAGAUGAGACGAGGUGUGAAACCUGUGACUUUUCCCGAAAAGGGAUCAAACUUUCAGCUGAAGCAAAGUAGUUGGGUCUUGCCGGGUGAUGUCAAAGAGGUAGGAAUAGAAGAUCGCUUCACUCGGUCUUUCUCGUUGGACGAUCAGAGUCCUAGUACGGCGAAGAAGGGUCUCUUUAGCGGCUUAUUUGGGUAGACAGCUCUGGGAUCGGGGAAACACUGUACAGCAUUUUAAAAAAUUGGCGCUCUAUGAUUGGG
This is a messenger RNA of Sphaerulina musiva SO2202, 1912 nucleotides long. RefSeq lists its product as uncharacterized. The transcript has a single exon. Gene Ontology annotation, biological process: nuclear inner membrane organization. Lineage: Eukaryota; Fungi; Ascomycota; Dothideomycetes; Mycosphaerellales; Mycosphaerellaceae. The record is from RefSeq and is a predicted model, not a curated record. Gene Ontology annotation, cellular component: chromosome, centromeric core domain; mitotic spindle pole body; nuclear inner membrane. Bases 6 to 1850 code for a protein of 614 amino acids.